CGUUUUCAUGGAUUUCGCUCGAGGUGGUCGGAAAACUGGCGGUGCAGCUGAUGAGUCACCUGACAGAAGCGUUGGCAGGAAUGGAAGCACCGAUUGAGCCAGAUGAGAUGGAGAACGGCCCGCACAAGCCGACGAAGGAAGCUGUUUUGGAAAUGGUGAUGCGUCGGUUGUGUUUGGAGACUCCGGGGUGGACGGCGCCGAUGGUGCAAUUCCUCAACGACGAUGAACACUGCGCGGCGUUCCUGAGCUUCAUCACGUUGUUGGAACCUUCGCUGAACGAUGACGCUGAGUCGUUCCUGCACGACGGUCCGUCCCAUUCGCACAUCAAGGGUCCCAAGGUGCCCCGCGAAGACACGGAUGUCUCCGAGGACUUGAAACGCAGCUAUCGCGCCACGAUGUUGGUGGCUGGCGACGACACAUCCGAUCAAGUUCUUCUCCUCUUGAGUUCGAAGGCGCGCGUCAUGACCAAAUGUCUCUUUCCCAUUUUCCAAUCCAACUCGCGCGGGAAUCUCCGUCACGGGUGCAAAAUCCUUGACAAGCUUCUCCGGUUGCAUUUGAACGACGUCCACAACGUCGUGGGGGUGAACGGCCGAACAUGCGGUCGAUACAUGCAGUGCUUGCUCGAGCACAUCGAACACCCGCACGUGUCAGAACUGUUUCUCACGAUGAUAUGCAAACCGCACAAUGCAGCGUUGCUGCGUGUGUACAUUUCACCGCCUGCGACCAAGAUCAUGUUCUACAAGGCCCUCGCAGACAUCAAGAUCGUCCUCCUUGUCGCUCAGCACAUUUGCGACACCCAGUACGACGAAGUCCACGCGAUCGCGGCCGCCGACGUCCUGCUGGAACUUCUCGAUCGCUUGGCCGCCGACGACUAUGGCGGCAUCGUGCUGGAACCGUUGGCGCACUCGACCCAAUUGCUGGAGAGCCUCGUGACGACGGCGCUGACCCCCGAUGGCAAGUCAGCGCAGUCGUUCCUCGCUCCUCCUUGCGGUCGCCGCACAGCAGCCAUCCGGUGCCUCUUGGGGCUGCUUGAAAAAGCUGCGCAAGACCAAGUCGUCGGCCCCCCCACGUCGCCUUACCAGUCGUUCGGGUCAACAGUCGUCAACAUGGUGCCCAACCAGUUGCACGUGGCCAAAGCGUUUGUGUUUGACCGGGUCCAAGCGCAUCUCCCCGAGAUCCUCACGUACUUGCAAAAGCAGUUUGCGGCGCAGCACGCGUCCACGGCGUCGGACCACGGUGUCAAGCACACGGCGUAUACGGUCGCCCACCCGUUCACCGAGUUUCGCAUGCACUUGGUGCAGCUCCUCGUCGCGCUCGUCGAGCAAGCGCCGAGGACGCACCUCGCCACGUUCUUCACGACGGACGUGUGGCGCAUUUUAAUCGCGUGGUUUGUCCAGUACCCGCACAACAACUUGUACCACCACGCAUUUUACCGCCUCGUGUUCCUUGCCCUGCGCACGGACGACGCCGCCGUCCUCAAGCCCCUGCUUCAACACGCCAAGCUCGUCACGACCCUCAUCGACAUCUACCGGAAGGACCCGACCGCGUCGUCGAGAGGAUAUAUCCUCCAAGCGUGCAAUGCGAUUCGGCUGCAAGCGGCGACGUUGCCCCCGGACGCGUUCCUUCGGUCGUUCUUGCAGUCGCACGCGACGUGGCGGUCGUUUGAUGCCGAACUUUGUGACACAACCCAGGCGUCGGUGGUCAAAGGCCUGGGCAUCCCCGUCCCAACCAACAUGAUGCGGAUGAUGCCGCCUCCCGCGGUCGAUGGGGCGGCGGCUCCCCCCGCUGCGAUGGUCUCCGAUGGCGGUAGUGUUUUUUUUGUGGUCGAGUCAAAUCUUUUCAUCGACUUUUUUUUCGCAACUGCGCAGGUCGCCAUAACAUCGAGCUCGGGUCCGAGUUUGCGUGGAAACUCGGGUUUGUCGACGACGAAGAGUACGAGCCAGAGGAAGGCAUGGACAAGAAGAAGAAAAAGAAGAACAAGGGCAAGAAGAAGAGCUUGAUGGGGUCGCCGGAUCAUGUGAACGAGAGCGAGGGCGACGAGUUGAGUGCAUCGGCAGCUGCCCCUGGCGAGUCCGGCGACGACGCGCCGUCGACUACCACCAGUUCGGACGACGUGGAAACUUCAUCGGUUGGGAAGAAAAAGAAGCGAAAAAAGCACAAAAAAUAACGAGACGGCGCGCACGGCACGUUGCAAAAGA
Aphanomyces invadans is the source of this 2198-nucleotide messenger RNA. RefSeq lists its product as hypothetical. Gene Ontology annotation, molecular function: protein phosphatase regulator activity; protein phosphatase binding. Lineage: Eukaryota; Oomycota; Saprolegniomycetes; Saprolegniales; Verrucalvaceae. The record is from RefSeq and is a predicted model, not a curated record. The transcript has 3 exons. Bases 51 to 2000 code for a protein of 649 amino acids.